AUGGUGCCCAAUGUGGCUGUAAAUGGGAAACAUAUACUGCUCUAUGCCCACAGGAUUAGCCCAGGGAAAGUAGACACUCUGGGCAUUUAUGGCAAAGUGAAUGUCCACUCAGUUGGUUAUAGCUUCAGCUCGGAUUUCAGAAGUACCCAAGCAUCUACUCUGGAACUGACAGAGAUAAGUAAAGAAAAUGUACUGAAGUCCGACAUGCCACAUUUUCCUAGUAAUAGAGGAGACAUUUCUAAAAUCGUACCCAGAACUGUCUACACCAAGAGCAAAGGUUCGACUGCCCAUCACACUUUGACUUGCGCCAAAAUACUACCUACCAGCUGUUUGUCAAAGACUCUGCCGUUCACUGCGAGGCUGAACUCUUCAAUGGGCCCUGGACGAACCGUCUUCAUUAAAGGAGAAGUGAAUAAAGCUGCCAAAGGCUUUAAUGUUAACCUCGUAUCGGGAAAAUCAAAGGAUAUUGCUCUUCACUUGAACCCACGCCUCAAUAUUAAAGCGUUUGUAAGAAACUCUUUUCUUCACGAGGCCUGGGGAGAAGAAGAGAGAAAUAUUACCUGUUUCCCAUUUAGUCCUGGGAUGUACUUUGAGAUGAUAAUUUAUUGUGAUGCUAGAGAAUUCAAGGUUGCGGUAAAUGGUGUACACAGCCUGGAGUACAAACACAGAUUUAAAGAGCUUAGUGAUAUCGACACACUGGAAAUUGAUGGAGAUAUUCACUUACUGGAAGUAAGGAGCUGGUAGCUGAUAUGCUUGCUACAAAAACUGAAAUACAAAAUGACUUAUGUAACACUGGCCCUGUUAAAAUGCAUCUGUUAUAUUUGUAUAUAUAUAUUAAGAUGAGCUUGUAUAACGUGAAGUCCUACUAGGCGUUCUCACACUGUGUUCCUUGCCACACAGUGUGGCUUUGUCUAUCACAGAAUAAGGAAAUUUGAGGCAACAGCAAUGUACAGUCAUUAUUCAGGUCUUUCUAUUCUCUCUCCCACCCUGGCCUCUUCUUUUUAAAAUCUUCACAUUCAGCAAGUAGCUGUGGGGACAGAAGUAUACAGUGGAGCACAAUAUUCCCUGUUCUCAAGCUCAGAAUCUUCUGUGCUCUGACAUCAUGCCACUGCUUUUCCCACAGGCAGUAGUCACAAAGUAACCAGAGAUAAUUACUCAGCCGUGAAGUCACCUACAUUAACUUAUGAAAUACUACUUUUCCAGCGAUCCCUUUCAUACCUAAAGUUCAAUCACAUCCCAUAAUGGAAAGGACUGAUGUUGCCUUCCAUCUCGCAGUUUCCUUUGGCAUGAUAAAUACCUAGCUUUACUAGCUGUAAGCAUUGCCAAAUAAUUUAACACUACAAAAUCUGAACACAGCGCAAAGACUAAGGCAAAAAAUGCAGCAAAACAAAACCAGUCGUAUUAAAAUUAACCUGGGGCGCCUGGGUG
This is a messenger RNA of Enhydra lutris kenyoni (northern sea otter), 1428 nucleotides long. RefSeq names its product galectin-8-like. Gene Ontology annotation, molecular function: carbohydrate binding. Lineage: Eukaryota; Metazoa; Chordata; Mammalia; Carnivora; Mustelidae. Bases 1 to 744 code for a protein of 247 amino acids. The record is from RefSeq and is a predicted model, not a curated record. The transcript has 8 exons.